AUUUUGGUACACCUGAAUUAGGACCAAAAAAAAGAGCAACAACUAGAAGGCCUGCUUCUAAUAAUCAAAACUCAUGGUAUAACUUUGCAACUUUUAGUCUAUUUCUUUUAAGAACUUUAUUUUCAAAUGUUUCAUACUCUAUUAAAAAGCCUAGCGGACUUACUGAAUUAACCAUUGCAUCUUCUAGAUCUAAGAGUACAAAUUCGAGCUAUUGA
Dentiscutata heterogama is the source of this 215-nucleotide messenger RNA. The record is from the annotation of a GenBank genome assembly. NCBI's taxonomy places the organism in Eukaryota, Fungi, Glomeromycota, Glomeromycetes, Diversisporales, Gigasporaceae.